AUGUCUGACACGGAAGAGGUCUUGGACGAGGAAACUCAGGAGGAAGAAGAUGAAUCUAAGCCAAAGCCAAAAUUCAUGACAAACAUUGCUGCUCCAAAGAUCCCGGAUGGCGAGAAAGUGGAUUUUGAUGACAUUCACAGGAAGCGUCAAGAGAAAGAUUUGUCAGAGCUGCAGUCGCUCAUCGAGGCUCACUUCAUCCAAAGAAAGAAGGAGGAAGAGGAGCUCGUCGCCCUCGUCAACAGAAUUGAGAAGCGUCGAGCCGAGAGAGCGGAACAGCAAAGGAUCCGGGCCGAGAGGGAGAAGGAGAGGCAGGCCAGGCUUGCCGAGGAGAAGGAGCGCAGAGAGCAGGAGGAGCAGCGCAAGAAGCACGACGAAGACGCCAAGAAGAAAAAGGCCCUCUCGUCCAUGACCCAGCAGUACGGCGCGGGACAAAAGACUGAGAAAAAAGGCAAAAAGCAGACGGAGCGAGAGAAGAAGAAGAAGAUUCUGGCUGAGAGGAGGAAGCCGCUCAACAUCGACCACUUGAGUGACGACAAGCUCAAGGAAAAGGCCAACGAGCUGUGGCAGUGGCUGCUGGAAUUGGAGAAGGAGAAGUACGACCUCAAUGACAAAUUCAAAAGGCAGAAGAGUGAUAUCAACCUGCUCCUCGUCCGAGUUCAGGAUCACCAAAAUGCCAAGGGCCGCGGCAAGGGCAAGAUGGGCGCCCGGCUGAGAUAGAGAUUCCCCCACCGCUGCCCCCCGCCCCCGUCUCCACUCAGGGAGAGCCCAGGCCAGGGUGCCUCUAUUAGUGUACCUCUAUUCAUAUUUCAUGUUAAUAAACAGGCAUCCUCCUUCCCCUCCAUGAGCAUCACGCAGGUUUUGUUUAGGUGCCAACCACACUUUUUGCUUAAUUACAAGGGUGCCAUACAGCAUGUCUUACGCAGUUCAUGAGCCUCGUCAAUAGUUUUAGAACUGUUCAUAGAACAUAAGUGCACUAGCACGUGACACAAACAAUAUUGUCAUGAAAAUCAUCUUUUGACAUUUCCACACACACAAAAAAGUUCAAAUAACAAAAGUUCAUGAACUUGUUCACUUUUUGGGUGAACGUGAACUAAGUUCAUUUCUACCUGGUGAACGUUAUUGAGAACGUGUUCAUUCUGGUGUCGGAACAGUUUUUGAACUAAAGUUGAUUUUCAGUCAAGCAUGUGAGGUUUUGUUCGGGACUUCCAGGAUGAAACCUAUCUGGACACUCCAUAUACAGUAAAGCCUCGGUUUUUGAACGCCCCUGUUUUCGAACAAAUCGGUUUUUGAACCAAAAUUUUGAGAUUUUUCUGCUUCGGUUUUCGAACGAAAAUCGGUACUCAAACACCCCCAAAACCCGGAAAUAACAUAUUGCGCGCGGCCAGACCAGCUGACCCACGACGCGCUUUGCUGUGAAUUCCCACGCUGCCGAAAAAACCUGGAAAUAACAAUGCGCGGAGCGCAAGCAGCUGACCCACCCACAACAGGCUUUGUUAUUGUCUACUUGAACACCUCCUGAAAAAACCCAGAAAUAACAUGGCACGCGGCGCAAGCAGUUGACCCACCCACCACGUGUUUUAGUGUCUAUUCGAACACCCCCCGGGAAAAAAAACAGAAAUGACAUAACGCACGUGGCGCAAUCAGUCAACUUUUGUCAUUCUGCAUAAAGCAGCCUCUGUAAACAUUUACUAUUAGGAAAAGCCAAAGAAAAAUGCCUUAAAAAGUCCAAUUUCUAGGCUUUAUUCCUUUCCUUUUUCCAUUCAUUGUAAUCGGAAACAUCGAUUCGGUUUUCGAACAAUUCACUUUUUGAACCGUUUUCUGUAACGGAUUGUGGUCGAGAACCGAGGCAUCACUGUACAGGCUUUCAUAUAUCGGAGGAGAAACACAAGAGAAUGUGUUCUUUGUUCUCAAAAUAUUAUUUGCAUCAGAAUUAAUUACUUAAAUUACUGUAUGAUCUCAAUAUGGAUUUUGUUUUGCUGUUUGGUAACAUAAGACGAGAUAAAAUAAAUACUCGAUUCAUAUAAUAAGGCAGAGCUGGUAGAAAUGCAAUGUAAUCAUUGUUAUUGUCAUUAUUUUGUCAUACGGUGUUAUGUAAUUUUUAAUUCCACAUAAAAGAAAACAGCAAGACCAAGUCAUGUUUUGGAGAUUUGUAAAGUCAAAGCUGCAGCUGGCUACUAGUGUAGACUGAAUGGGUGGUAACAAUGGGGAAAGGAAAUAUUUUCGUUGGUAACAGCCAGUCAAUAUUGUAUUAGUAUUGAAAGAACAAAUAACUAUGGACUACUUCAUUCUUAGAACAGCGAACUUAGUUCCAAAUCUUGAAAUUAUGAAGGUGUUAAUUUUUGGAAUGGUGAACUGUACUUUGAACUAAUUCAUGUAGUAAAUGAACUUUCCAAACAUUGCUUUCAGUUUCACUUUGUGCACAAGGCACAUGAAAACAAUGCCCCCCCCCAAAAAAAAAAGAUUAAAAAAAGUUAUUGGCUAAUCCUAAUGAAACUAAAUGUAUUUAUAUAGGGAGGAAAGUAUAUAUAUAUAUAUAUCUAUAUAUAUAUAUAUAUGACAGGAAAU
Messenger RNA from Syngnathoides biaculeatus (alligator pipefish), 2565 nucleotides. Its product is annotated as troponin T, cardiac muscle isoforms-like. The transcript is spliced from 11 exons. Gene Ontology annotation, molecular function: troponin I binding; tropomyosin binding; troponin C binding. The record is from RefSeq and is a predicted model, not a curated record. Gene Ontology annotation, cellular component: troponin complex. Bases 1 to 717 code for a protein of 238 amino acids. Gene Ontology annotation, biological process: sarcomere organization; regulation of muscle contraction; cardiac muscle contraction. NCBI's taxonomy places the organism in Eukaryota, Metazoa, Chordata, Actinopteri, Syngnathiformes, Syngnathidae.